UCAAGGCUCCACGUGCCACGCUGCAGCGAGAAACACGCCCUUAACCGCAAGACGUCCGCCUCCUCGGCGGGCUGCUCUCCCCGGCCUUUGACGACCAGUCAUGCCGUUCCCGGUACGCGUCGCCGUCCGUUACCAUUCCGCCAGUCGUCCUACCUCGUGGCGCGCCUCCGGCGGUACGAGGCCCGGCCCCGGGUCCCCGAUCUUCCAGGAAGCCGGCGAGCACCUGCGCUCCGUCCGCAACGCCGCGCGCUCCGAGUGCCAGUACGCGGUGUGGACACCGUUCAAUGACCUCGCUUGGAGGAGGUGGGUUGUGUGUUCAAGACCAAUGAUGAAGCUGUGCCAUACAAAGCUCCACAAGCAUCCGCCAAAGCAGAAAUUGAUUUCAACGACUAUGCAUAUUUGUUUAUGAUGGAGAAGGAAUAAGGAUUUGUGGAUGAUGGACAAGGAAUAAUAGAGCUUCCAGAUCUGUACAGCAUAAGGGGGAGCUAUACAGCUAGAAGAAGCAUCAUUCUUGGGACGGCAGUUUUUGCCUCAUGCAGUUUCUUUAUUCUAAGGGGCGAAAUUGUACUGACUAGCGUUUGGUUCAAAUCAUUUUUCACUGACUAGCGUUGAACCUGUACUGGGUUUGCGGCUGCAACCAUAAUAAACCGUGUUGAUAUUUUCUACUCCCUCCGUCCCAUAAUGUAAGACGUUUUAGUGUAAACAUUAUGAGACGGAGGGAGUAUGUGAUU
This is a messenger RNA of Triticum aestivum (bread wheat), 731 nucleotides long. RefSeq lists its product as uncharacterized. The transcript is spliced from 3 exons. Gene Ontology annotation, molecular function: galactoside 2-alpha-L-fucosyltransferase activity. Gene Ontology annotation, biological process: cell wall biogenesis. Gene Ontology annotation, cellular component: membrane. Lineage: Eukaryota; Viridiplantae; Streptophyta; Magnoliopsida; Poales; Poaceae. The coding region runs from base 101 to 409 and encodes 102 amino acids. The record is from RefSeq and is a predicted model, not a curated record.